This is a messenger RNA of Beta vulgaris subsp. vulgaris (sugar beet), 1162 nucleotides long. Its product is annotated as temperature-induced lipocalin-1. NCBI's taxonomy places the organism in Eukaryota, Viridiplantae, Streptophyta, Magnoliopsida, Caryophyllales, Amaranthaceae. The record is from RefSeq and is a predicted model, not a curated record. The transcript has 2 exons. Bases 232 to 804 code for a protein of 190 amino acids.
UCCAUUCCCACCUGAAACUGAAAUAAACUCAAAAGCCCAUACCUAAUAGUAAUAACUAAAUUAAUUUCUUUCGAUGAUUAGUUUGAUCCAUAAAUCUGCUUUUAUAUUAAAAUUAGACGGUCUCUUCUAAUAAUUUUUGCCCCAUAAAAGCAUUCAUUCUCCUCACUCCUAACUCAUAACUUAUAGAAACACACACACAAGUGAAAUAAGAAAGCAAAAGAAGUGCAAACAAUGGAGAAGAACAAGGAGAAAAAAGAGAUGGAAGUAGUAAAAGGAAUAGAUGUGCAACGUUAUAUGGGACGUUGGUAUGAAAUAGCAUCUUUUCCAUCGAGAUUUCAGCCGAAAGAUGGCGAAAAUACUCGCGCAACUUACACGCUGAAUUCUGAUGGUGCGACAAUUCAUGUGCUCAACGAAACAUGGAGUGGUGGAAAGCGUAGUUUCAUCGAGGGUUCUGCUUAUAAAGCUGAUGUUAACUCUGAUGAAGCGAAGCUUAAGGUUAAAUUUUAUGUGCCUCCAUUUUUGCCUAUUAUACCUGUUGUUGGAGAUUACUGGAUUCUUUCGCUUGAUGAUAAUUAUCAGUAUGCUUUGAUUGGUCAGCCUUCUCGCCGCUAUCUAUGGAUACUUUGCAGGACACCUCAUAUGGAAGAAUCGAUAUACAAUGACCUGGUGCAGAAGGCAGUCGAGGAAGGCUACGAUGUUAGCAAACUUCACAAGACUCCACAGGCUGACCCUCCUCCAGAAGGUGAUGAAGGCCCCAAGGAUACUGGAGGCAUCUGGUGGAUCAAAUCCAUCUUGGGAAAAUAGAGCACGCCACCAAGUAAUGGUAUUAAUGAUUCAAGAGAAUUAUGAAGAAAAUCACUGGAAUUCGCUAGUAUUGCAUAUUGUUGUGUUGCUGUUGGUAUUAGGGAACUUUGUGCUGUGCAGUUCAUCGUUGUAUACUAUGCUGUCUAGUACCAAAGUGACAGGGUUUUAGUUUUGUUACCCUUUCCCUGUCUUCUCGUACUACGUAGGUUUGUCUUGAGUCGUGCAUCUAAAACUACUGGAAUACUCUUUGCUUAGCGCCAUACUUUGUUGUUUGUAGUAGAUGAACACUCGCACUCUGUAAAUUUGAUCUCAAUUUCAUGUAUGAAUUUCUCUCUUAAUGCAUAGUCUGAAUUUCUGA